AACUCAAAAGUGCAUCACGUCUCAAAAAAGUGCACGCUGAUUUAAAGACUGAAAUUUAUCAAGCUUUACAUUUCUUCCCAUUGAAGCUUGCAUUAUGAACCUAUGCUAUGCCUACAUUCUAGGUAAAGGGCUGAAAGUUUGAAAAAUGACAGCUCAGCUGGCUCGUAAGAUACACUUAUUGCUGCCACGUGCAGACCUGCCUGCUGCAUUGCAGUACUUGCAGAAGAAUGGUCCAGACUACUGCAGCUAUGUUCAACUUCCUGUUGAAGAUGGCGCUGCGAUCACGGCCGCCGACCAGGCCGAGCUGGCCUCUGCCGAGGUACUGGUCACCACGGCGCCGCUGCUGGGCUCGACGCUCUACUCCCUGCCGAGGCUGCAGUGGGCGCAACUCACCUUCGCCGGCGUGGAGAAACUCAUGCAGUUUUAUCAGCCAGAAAAGCCGGCGCCGCCGUUCGCCGUCACGCGGAUGGCCAGCACAGCGUUCAGCCGCGAGCUCGCCGAGUGGGUGCUGGCCGCAGUGCUGGGACACGAGCGAGGCUUCGGGAGGCUGUGGGCGGCCCAGCGGCGGCGCGCCUGGACCCAGAGCACCUACACGUACCGGCCCGUCUCGGAGCUGACCAUUGGAGUGCUCGGCACCGGGCAGAUGGGGAGAGAAGUGGGGCUGCUGUUCAAAAAGCUGGGGUGCACCGUUAACGGACUCUCGCGAACGGAGAAACCCGCCGAUGACGCAUUUGACAACAUGUUCACGUCCGAUCAUCUCUCGGAGUUCCUGCGCUCUGCCGACUACCUGUGCAGCGUCCUGCCGAGCACCCCGUCCACCCGGCACCUGCUGACCGCCGCCCGGCUGGCCGACCUGCCCCGCCGGCCGGUGCUCGUCAACGCCGGCCGCGGAGACCUGAUCACUGAGCGGGAGCUGGUGGCGGCCCUGCGCGUGGGCUCGCUCUCCGGCGCCGUGCUGGAUGUGUUCGAAACAGAGCCGCUGCCGGCGGACAGCGAACUCUGGGACAUGGAGCAGGUGACCAUUUCGCCGCACGUGGCCAACCUCAGUCGUCCGGAGCUGGUGUGUGCCGCCUUCCUAGAGAACCUGGAGCGGUUCACUGGCGGCCGGCCGCUGCUGCAUAGGGUCGAGUGGGACCGCGGCUACUGAGCCAGGCGGGAGGUGGGGACGUUAGCCAGCCGACCUGGCCGGGAGGUAAGGGCGCCCGCCGGUCGGCUGGGUAGAGGGGAAGGGCGCCCACCGGCUGGCCAGGGACGGGUGGGACCGGGCGACUGACGAUCGUGCGGUAUGUGGCGGCCCCAGGAGCUUUGAAAGAGGUUAUUUAGGCGAGAUUAAAACCUAGCAGCGAAUUGAGGGUAUUGAUCAGGAGUCGUGACUCGGCUGACUCAGGACUCAGGAAAGAGGUAGCUUGUGGUUGAGUGGGGAAGAUACCCGCGGAUCGGGUGUUACAAGAACAUGACGACAAUCCCGAGCUAUAAUUGCUUACGGACUAAGCACGGGUUAUGUCGUUAUGUGACUUCAUUGGCAGAUGCUGGUUCGUUGUUGGGAUUUGCACUAGAUGCUACGUUUAGAGUUCGACUGCCUGUGGUGGUCGUGAGUAAAUGAUCUGGCAUACCACCGCCUGGGCCGAGUCGUUGGUAAUGGCAUUGGGCAGUGAUACGCUUAAGGGAUAGCUGGUAACCCUGCAUACGCAUAGUAAGCAAUGGAACACAUCGUGUGGUGCGGUAAUGGAAACUACCAUAUUUCAUAAGAUAAUAUGGAUGCUCAUUGCUCUUUUAUAUUUGUAGGCAUGUGUACCAACCUGACUGUAAGUUAAAAUGCGUUUUCUGCAUUUGCCGUAUUAUAACUGUCUAACAAUUGUUAGAAAUCAAUAUUUUGAAUGUGCAAUAAAUUGCGAUGACUUUUUAACUCCGAAUCUUGGGGAAAG
Molecule: messenger RNA, 1925 nt
Organism: Amphibalanus amphitrite
Lineage: Eukaryota; Metazoa; Arthropoda; Thecostraca; Balanomorpha; Balanidae
Product: glyoxylate/hydroxypyruvate reductase A-like
Exons: 8
Coding region: 146-1147 (333 amino acids)
Molecular function (GO): NAD binding
Source: RefSeq, a predicted model, not a curated record